AACAAAUUAGCUAUGUACAACCUAAUCAAAAACAAACGACAAGAACAAUUCGCAAAUAAAUUUUGAAGUCUGAAUAAUAAGUUUUAUGCGUAACCUCUGCUGAUCAGUAAAGAGCCAGCGGGUUAUUGCUCUGAUUUGUAUCUGAUUCAUGUGUUAGUGAGUUGGGUUGAGAGUUGAAUUUGUAUCUGCUUGUCCUGUUACUUGGACUGCCUUUCGAUCCGUACUCGAACGCUACAGGGCAGCAUGGAAAUUGAAUGCUUCUUAUGGAUUGGACACCUGUGGAAGGAGGUAAUGAGCAUCUUCCCCGGAUUGAAUGGACACAAUGUAAAAGCUCUUCCGGGCGAAAUCAUUUUUGAAAUACUAUCUAGGCUUCCGGCAGAUGAAGUUGUCAAAUGUCGCAGAGUCUCUAAAGAAUGGAGGGCACUUGUUCCCACUCCAUAUUUUUCUCAAUACCACCUUACACGAGCUUCCCCAAUUGUUCUUAUACAUAGUAUCCUACCGCAGGAACUAAGUAGUUAUGACGGUAAAUUGGAAUUUUAUUUUCUUGAUCUAGGAGCUAAAAAGAACCAAAUGGUCAAAAAGUAUUUCACUAAGCCUUCUUUCCCCGUGCGUAAGUACUUCUAUCGUAUGUUUUUUAGCUGUAAUGGAUUAAUUGUAUUUGAGACAAAAUAUUGGAGAGCGAAUUACCCAAAUUUCUCUAUUUACAACCCGAUCACACAACAGGAUAUAACUUUGAAAAAGCCAUUUGGGACGGGUUUUUUAUGUGGUAUUUAUUUUCACACUUUGACGAGAGAAUACAGACUGAUAUAUACAUAUAAAACUUGCAAUGCCAAUUGCUGGCACUAUGUAAUAUUAGCUGGCGGGGAGUGGGUAAAGCUUCAGAAUGAUAGUUUUGCGCCGCCUCUCAGAAAUGGUCCUGUAAACAUAAAUGGGUUUGUUUAUUGGAUGAUUUGGAAGAAACUUAUAAACUAUAAAGCUGCCUUUCCUCUUCUAUGCAGUGCAUCUAUUAUCACAUUCGACACCGAAACAGAGGAAAUCCGAGUUAUGGCUCAUCCAGGGAAGAGAUGUCAUAGCUGUUGCGAUGAGCAACGGGAUAUGCAACUCUUUAAUGUGGAGAACAGGUUAGUUUAUGCUCGCGUAUAUUCGGAACUCAUAAAGAUCUGGGUGCUUAAAGAUUCUACGAAAUGGCUUUGGGCUGAAAGGUAUAACAUUAAUCUUGAUUUAACCGUGAAAAAGUUCAUACCUAGACAAGGACUUCGAUGCCGUCUUAGGAAUCUUAUAUACAUCCCAGAUGGGCAGCUGGUAAUCUUUUGGGAAAAUGUAGGGUUGUUUCUAUAUCAUCUAGAGCUGAAAACGUUCAGAAAACUGGAUGUUAAAAUUCGAGGAUAUGAUUUAAUGUCUUCAGUUGGGGCUUAUUACAGUUUGAUGUCUUACACCAAAAGCUUCGAGUUUUGGAGUAAAAAUGUAUGAUAAGUUUUGCUGUCAUUCUCAGUUAUUCUUUUGUUGUUGGUUGUUGAUAGUGAUCAGGGACGGAACCGGGCAUAUAGUCCGAGGGGAAUCCGCCCCUGUAAUUGAGUUCUUUUUAGUGUUUGGCUUGUUAAAUAAAUUGAUGUUAUAUUGGAGAAAUUGAGCUACUGGGUAUUCGUUCAUUGCCAA
Messenger RNA from Mercurialis annua (annual mercury), 1656 nucleotides. Its product is annotated as F-box protein At5g65850-like. The transcript is spliced from 3 exons. The record is from RefSeq and is a predicted model, not a curated record. The coding region runs from base 244 to 1470 and encodes 408 amino acids. Gene Ontology annotation, molecular function: protein binding. Lineage: Eukaryota; Viridiplantae; Streptophyta; Magnoliopsida; Malpighiales; Euphorbiaceae.